Molecule: messenger RNA, 6637 nt
Organism: Cinclus cinclus
Lineage: Eukaryota; Metazoa; Chordata; Aves; Passeriformes; Cinclidae
Gene: RNF145
Product: ring finger protein 145
Exons: 10
Coding region: 3582-5447 (621 amino acids)
Cellular component (GO): endoplasmic reticulum; endomembrane system
Molecular function (GO): zinc ion binding; ubiquitin protein ligase activity
Source: RefSeq, a predicted model, not a curated record
UCUCGGCGCCCGCCUGAGCCGAGCUGCGCCGCGGCCCCGGGGAGGCCCGAGAGGCGACUUGCACGGGCGGCUGCUGCCAUGAGUGUGUCUUUUCCACUGUCAGCUGUGAAAGGAGGUCGUUCUGUGUUCAGAGAUCCCGCCUGAGGCUCCACCUGUAGAGCUGCCUCCGGUUCUGGGGUCCCGGCACAGAAAGGACGUGGAGCUGCUGGAGCGAGUACAGAGGAGGCACCAAGAUGAGUAGAGGGAUGGAGCAGAGCUCUGCUGGGAGGAAAGGCUGGGAGAGCUGGGAUUGUUCAGCCUGGAGAAGGGAAGGUUUCAGGGCCACCUACUUGCAGCCUUCCAGUACCUGAACAGAGAUGACAGGGAAGGUGGAGAGAGACUCUUUGUGGUGGCCUGCAGUGACAGAAGGAGGGGGAUUGGUUUCAAACUGAAAGAGAGUGGGUUUAGGUUGGAUAUGAGGAAGAAAUUAUUUUCUUUGAGGGUGGUGAGGUCCUGGAACAGGUUUUCCAGAGAAGCUGAGUCUAUCCCAUCCCAGGAAGUGUCCAGGGCCACGUUGGAUGAAGCUCUGAGCAACUGCUCCAGGGGAAGGUGUCUUCCCACAUCUGGGGGUUUGGAAGAAAUUGACUCUUAAGGUCCCUUCCAACCCAAACCAUUCUGUGAUUCUAUGACUCAAAACUCUUUGCUCCUAAAGCUGACUCUUUACAGGCACACGUUAUGUCUGUUGACACUUCUCAACUGCUGUUGGGAUUCUUGGGAACUGCUUUCAGCUGCAGUGCUUCUGUCCUUAGGCAACAGAUGUAGAAGGAAAAAAUACAGAUUUUUGCUACAAAAUGGCCUUUUUCACUCAGCGGUUCUGCUUUGCAGAAUAAAGGGAAGAACAUUCUGUGGUAAAGUGUGGUUUCUUACGUGAAAUCACGUGGAGGUGACAGAGACUGGUUCUGCUUGGUGUCAGUAGAGGGGGUGUUAAAUUUGAGGAAGGAAGUGAAGAUUUCCGUCCUCCAUUACCUUAUGUCUUGCAGAGAUGAGAGGUUAGAUAAUUUUUCCCUAUUUAAUUUGGUAAUAAGUAGGGAAGGGAACAAAAGAGUAGAGGGAAUUAUACACUGAGUAGAAGUUUCUUCAGACUGGCUGCUGGAACUUCCAAGAGCCAUUGCUGCUGUAAGGGAAUUCCAGUGGAGAAGGUCGGUAUAAGCAAAAAACUCUGUAGAAGCCUGAUCUCUUUCCUGAGAGGAUAUUAAUCUAAUGCAUUUCCUGCCUGGAUGUGUACUUUCAGUAUGUCCUAUGUUAAAGUUUUAGUGUAAAAACACCACUUUGGCUUCUAGAAGAGUGGUACAAAUGGGAAACCAUUGUAACAACUGUUCUUGUCAAAUUUAGUUUCUGACUGCACCUAAAUCCACGUAAAAUCAGUCACUCUGCUUUAUCCCAGCCACCAAGGGUUUUCUUUUUGCUUGAAUGACACACAGUUGUCCUCUGCACUGUGGCAGCAUGUUACAAUAGUGCUGGAAAGCUUCCAAAGCUGCAACUGGUAAUUAAAGUCACACCCUGUCAUGAAAAUAUUCACCCUCCAGACCUGCUUAAAAUUCAGGCUACAAAAAUGGUAUCCAGUGUGAUCACCUCUGCAUUUGCAAUUUUGUUAAAAAUAAUUUUUUGUUCUUUUCUGGUUGGCCUUUAGGAGGCUCUCUUGAAAAGGAAGCAGUAUGGUUUUGGGUUUUGUUUUGUUUUUUGAUUGAGGAAUGAUGUGGGAAAAGUUCAAGAAUGCAUAUUUAAUUUCUGGUCUGAUGCUGGUGUUUUGGUAUCCUCAAAAGAUGCUAUGAUCCUGACAAGAUUCAUGUGGUACAGAUAAAUAAGUCGUUUUAGUUAGCUGUGAAACACAUGGUGGUGCUCAAUCCUAAUGUUACUAAAUGCAGAGUGGCAAAGUAAUUUGACUAAAACCAUGUAAUUACAAUUCAAAGCCCAAACAGCACAAUCUUUAUACUGAUGAAAGUGUUUCAUGGUGGGACUCUCUGGGUUUGCACUGUGGUAAAUCAGCAGGGCAAGGAGGAAGGAAGAGCAGUGGAGAAAUUUGAAAGCAAAUGCACGUUUCCUUUCACCUUGAUGUGCACUGCUACAUCCUGGGAUGCUCCAGGGUGAAAUAAAAGAAGUGGCUGCAUGUCAGAUUGAUGCCUGCUGGCUCCCUUCCCAUGCCUCAUGUUCACAUCAUGCAUUUCUGAUCCUUUUGUACAGUAUGCUCUUGUGCAUAAGUACUGAAGCCCAGGAGCUCAUCUCCUAAAUUGCUGUUCAUGCUGCAUAUAAGAGAGCAAAAUUCCCACUAGCAGCUCUGGGAGAUGCUGGGUAAAAGUCCUUUGAAAUCAUCAUUUAAAGCUGAAAACUCUGUAGGAACCUCAAAAGGUUGCUUUGAGAAUUAAGAGAUUAGAUCACAUCUCUGUGAUAGAAGGAGUUGGAAAGCAAAAGGAGAUGAAAUUGCAGGGCUGAGAAGUGCUAAAUAUUUGUUUAUUCAGUAACUUUAAUGGGGGAGAGUCAGUGCAGAUGUUAAUGUGCUGCAGACUAUAAAGGGGCCAACAGCACAGAUUUCAGUGUCUUAAAAGUUUGUUGGUUUUUUUUUUUUUCCAAAAUUUCUUUCUAGUUCAGAAAACUCACUUGAAUAUGCACCAGCCUUUCUACCCCACUUCUAAACUGAACCCACGUUUGGAAAAAAUCUAGAGCAGAGCCCAUAUUCUCCACUAAGAAUAGAAUAGUCCUUAAAAUACAUUUUGGUACCAGUGUAUUUUGCUCUUAGUCUCUUUUAUGCUUUCCGCUAAUGCCUCUUUUUUCAAUUUCCUAUGAUACUUCAUUGCUUUUUCCCAGUCCUCUUUCUCUGAUUUAUAAUUUGUUCUAAGCAGGAGGUGGAGGCAGCAAUGUCUGACAAUGUCAAACUCUGCGAGUCCAAGUGUGUGCAGCCCUGCUCAUCACCAGUGACUGCAGCAGAGCAGCCAGCGGGGUGUGCUGGACACUGCCAUCCCUGUGCCCCAGAAAUGCAGCAUUUGAGUGCUCCCUGUGAUUCUGAGUCACUGUGACUCCGGGCACAACUCCGAGAGCCGCAUUCCCAGAGUUCAGUAAUGCUUCAGGAGCUGCCAGCUUGGUUGGAGACUCGGAAAUGUCUUCAGCUUGAAGUGAAGCACAUUUUCAGGUUAUGACUAGUAUAGUCUCUGUCUCUUUAUCAGUAAAGGGGAGGUUAGAAUAUGAUUUAUGUAGUUCCUUACAUGAGUUUUUUCAGGAUUAUUUAGUGAGUGUUGGCAUUGCGAGAUGCUAUAUAUACUAGAGGCUUGUUCCCGUGUACCGUAUGAUUUUCCACCUCCUGAAUGUAACUGUUAUUCUUCUGCCACUAUUCAGCCCAAUGAUUUUUAUUUUAUUUACUUUGAUUCUUUGUAUUCUAGAUUAUGCCUCACUGGCAAGGGAUCUUGGGCAAGAACUGUGAUGCUUUUGUUCACCAAACAAAACGUGAUUCAUCCCUUUCCUUACGUCACCACACAGCUCUCCAGCUUCCCAACACAGAGAUUACUCUGGCUUUCCUUUAGUCUGCUGCCAAUUCACAGAAAGGGAAGAGAAUGGCUGCAAAGGAGAAGUUGGAGGCAGUAUUAAAUGUGGCCCUAAGGGUCCCCAGCAUCAUGCUGUUGGAUGUCUUGUACAGAUGGGAUGUCAGCUCAUUCUUCCAGCAGAUCCAGAGAAGUAGCCUGAACAACAACCCUCUCUUCCAGUACAAGUACUUGGCCCUUAAUAUGCAUUAUGUGGGUUACAUCUUAAGUGUUGUGCUCCUAACUUUACCAAGGCAACACCUGGUUCAGCUUUACCUGUAUUUUUUGACUGCACUGCUGCUUUAUGCUGGGCACCAAAUUUCCAGGGAUUAUGUGAGGAGUGAAUUGGAAUCGGGCUAUGAAGGACCGAUGUACUUGGAGCCUCUUUCUAUGAACCGUUUCAUGACUGCUUUAGUAGGGCAGCUGGUGGUGUGCACGCUCUGCUCCUGCGUCAUGAAGACCAAGCAGAUCUGGCUCUUCUCCGCACACAUGCUCCCUCUGCUGGCUCGCCUCUGCCUCGUCCCGCUCGAGACCAUCGUCAUCAUCAAUAAAUUCGCCAUGAUUUUCACCGGGUUGGAAGUUCUCUACUUCCUGGCAUCAAAUCUUCUGGUGCCCUAUAACUUGGCGAAGUCUGCGUACCGAGAGCUUGUCCAGGUGGUGGAAGUGUAUGGGCUCCUGGCACUGGGAAUGUCUCUGUGGAACCAGCUGGUGGUCCCAGUGCUUUUCAUGGUGUUUUGGCUCGUCUUAUUUGCCCUUCAGAUCUAUUCCUAUUUCAGUACACGGGACCAGCCUGCCUCCAGAGAGAGGCUGCUCUUCCUUUUCUUGACCAGUAUUGCCGAAUGCUGUAGCACUCCAUACUCACUGCUGGGAUUGGUCUUCACAGUCUCUUUUGUGGCUUUGGGAGUUCUGACUCUCUGCAAGUUUUACUUGCAGGGUUACAGAGCAUUCAUGAACGAUCCUGCUAUGAACAGGAGCCUUUGGAAGCACUUCCGAGCAGUCAGCCUCUGUCUGUUCUUACUUGUGUUCCCCGCGUACAUGGCCUACAUGAUUUGUCAGUUUUUCCACAUGGAUUUCUGGCUGUUGAUCAUUAUCUCCAGCAGUAUUCUAACCUCUCUUCAGGUGCUUGGGACACUCUUCAUUUAUGUUCUGUUCAUGGUGGAGGAGUUCAGGAAGGAGCCAGUGGAGAACAUGGACGAUGUGAUCUACUACGUGAACGGCACGUACCGGCUGCUGGAGUUCCUGGUGGCUCUGUGCGUGGUGGCCUAUGGUGUCUCAGAAACCAUCUUUGGAGAGUGGACUGUCAUGGGCUCCGUCAUCAUCUUCAUCCACUCCUACUACAAUGUGUGGCUGCGGGCCCAGCUGGGUUGGAAGAGUUUCCUCCUUCGCAGAGAUGCUGUGAACAAGAUUAAAUCUCUGCCCGUGGCCACCAAGGAGCAGCUGGAGCAGCACAAUGACAUCUGUGCCAUUUGCUACCAGGAUAUGAAAACUGCUGUAAUCACACCAUGUAGCCAUUUUUUUCAUGCGGGUUGUCUUAAGAAAUGGCUGUACGUUCAAGAAACCUGCCCUCUGUGCCACUGCCAACUGAAGAGCCCUUCACAGCUCCCAGGACUGGGACCAGAGCCAGUGCAGCAGCCAAACCCUACUGCAGAGCAAAACACCAGGCCUGGAGAGGCAGCUGAGCCUGGUGCUGAAUGUGACCACAGGCCAAGUGUGCAGGACAGCCCGAGCAGGGGCCACGCUGGACACGACAGCCCCGAGGCCUCUGCCCAGCCAGGGGUGUCCCACAGCAUGGACAGUGACAUGAGCCCCUGUGAGGCCAGCCAGGGAGCAGCCUGUGCUGCAGAACUCACUGCAGAGGGGUGCCCUGCUCGAGAUCUGAGGGUUUGUGUCCAGCUCUGAGGCUACAGAGGAUGACGCAGGAGCAAACACAUUUCAGAGAUCCACGUUUGACUCAGAAGAAAACCAAUCCUUCCACAGCUGUGAAAGAAGUGUAGCUAUUAAUGCUGGUCAAAAUGUAAUCUCCCAUGCUGAUUUUUAUGGGCUGCUUGGUAGUGGUAAACUCCAGUGAGAUGUAGUAGAAAUGACUCCAGAAGCUCUCGGAACUGUGGGCAUAGGAAGGAUGUCUGGGAAUAAAUAGCAGUGCAGAGUGUUUUCAAGAUGUAGGUGAGGGGCGAGAGGAGCGAGAGGUCUGUGAGAUGUUGUGGCCAGAGGGACAGGAGGCUGGCUUGGUUUUGGUCAGGGAGGGGAGUUGCACAGAGCCAUGUCCCAGGUCCUGAGGGGCGUUAGGGGCCGUGAGCUGCCGGUCUCUGGCAGGUGGGCAGCUUUGGUUGCUGACAUUUUUUAUGGGCCGUAAGCAAAAAUCAAAGAUGUAACAGCAGUGAUUGUACCAGGAGGUGGAAGCACUCUUUAAUACGUUGUGUGUAUGCUUUGGGUGUUCUUGGGGCAGUUGCAUUUGAAUUCAUGUAAUCUAUAGUGACUCUUGACUUUUAUGACAGAGUCGUCAAUAUUUUGAUGUAUAUUAAACUUUUGCUCAUAAUGGGCACAGUGUGGGCUGCAUGAAGUAAACUAAAGCUCUCAUGAACACUUGGCCUCUGUGGGAGGAAAGUGGGAUGAGUUUUAGGGCACAGAUAGAAGCCUUGCAAGACUGUGCUGUGUAAUGUUUAACCCUUGCAGCUGAAUUAAAACAGUAUUAAACUCUGGCGAUAUUUGCACUUUGGGAAUGAGUACAUUACUGUGUAUGAUCAGACUCCGCAAAUGCCACUUUUAAAAAGCUGUUAAUAGGUUUGCACCUUUUUUUCUUUGACAAGGACAUGUCCAUACUUAAAUUUUUACAUUCAUCAUGGCUUCAAGUAGAACAAGGGACUGGGGUGGGGAAAUAGAUGGGAGUAGGGGGCAGGCAAUUUUUUUAUGUGAAUUUUGAUAUGAAGAGAAAUUAGUCACUUAUUUAUACGAUAGGCUUGACUCAAGUGUUUUUCAAAGUCGGUAUUCCUAAUGUGAAAUGUGAUACUAUUUUAUUUUUAGUAGUAAAUUUGGAUGUAGACUGACAGACAUAGCUGAAUGUCUUAAUAAAUUACAUUUGAAGAUUUUUA